Paramuricea clavata is the source of this 372-nucleotide messenger RNA. NCBI's taxonomy places the organism in Eukaryota, Metazoa, Cnidaria, Anthozoa, Malacalcyonacea, Plexauridae. The record is from the annotation of a GenBank genome assembly.
AUGGCGUUUGUUUCCUCUUCGCCUGUGCCAGAAAUAUCACAAUCGUUGCAGAAUUCGUCAGAUAAUAUCGUUUACUCGAUCGCUGAAAAUAACAAUACUUUCGCUCCAGUUUAUCCAUCUUAUGGCGCAGCAGUUUCGUCUACAAGAUCAUUGCCAAAUACUAUGUCGUCGUGGAACGUUAGUUUACCAUCGACUUCGCCGUUCAUGUCUCGUUUGGGUUUGAAUUUAUCGUCUCCUUCUACAUUCCCGACUUCAGAUGGCCGCCAUGUUGGAUUUCCGAGCGUGUCGUUCCCAGGCCCUUCGCAGAGCGCGGUCGGCUAUGGUUAUCCUUCGGCAUCCCUGGCCGCCCCCUUGGUUCAUACAUAUUGGUGA